GCUACGCACCCGCUGUUCGCCAUUGUAUCGCGAUUGCUGUUAAGUUUCGUGUUUGUGAGUGAGAAUUCAUCCGGUUUAUCGAAUUCUGGAGUUCUUCUACGCAUUGGGGGGUCGCGACAGUUGGGAGUUCGACGUCUCUGGAGGGUGGCAGUGUAAAAGAAGAAGAAGCGGUUGCCCUCGAGAAUUCUGGCCCGAGGUUAUAGGCGCUAAUCGCGGCGUGUGUGCGUGAAAGGGGCAAGGGGUAGGUGAGGCGGUAGCGGUAAGCGUAAGGGAGAGAAGGUAACGCGCGCGGCAGGGUAGUCAAGUGUUCACGGUGGCUGUAGUCGACCAAUCGGCGUACGGUGUGCUGCCGGUUUUUUGAUUGGGCGAUACCAGGGAUAAGAGACCAGUUCGAGGCCGCUCGGACCCACAAACCAACGUCGAGACAUCGAGCAGACAGCAUCGUCCACAGUUCCAUAGAAGGCAGGGAGCUGCUUCGUCGGUCGUGUCGUCGAUGACUUCUUCUUCUCGUCAUCGACGUCGUCGUCCUUGUCGUCGCUCAACUUUGGAUUUGGAUUCUUUCUGUCAGGUCUCUGCCUGUGUCUCUUGUAAGGUGUGAGUUACAAGAAGGACGUGAGAGUGAAGCGUAGGCAGUUGCUCAACCAGGGUUUACUGCCGAUCCAUUCCGGAGGCAACUGCGGCGAACAUCGUUAUUGAAAUAAUGAAGAGAGAAGCUGAUGCGGGCACUAUGACAGGUUCAGGGGGACCGACAAGUCCUCACAAGCGUUACAGACAGGGUGACGAUGAGCUUCGUCUUCUGAUCCCCAGCAAGGUAGCCGGUUCGAUAAUCGGCAAAGGUGGCCAGAAUAUCACCAAACUGAGAAGUCAGUACAAAGCCUCAAUCAUUGUACCCGAUUGCCCCGGACCCGAACGGGUGCUUACUAUCAGCUCGGAUCUGCCCACCGUUCUUCAAGUAUUGAACGAGGUCGUACCUAAUCUCGAGGAGGUGAGUGUUGCUACCAGAAGAGGAUCACACGGGAAAAGAAAUGACUCAAUCAAUGGAUCCCGACACGGCAGCGACGAGAUCGACGUGCGCAUGUUGGUCCAUCAGAGCCAAGCUGGAUGCAUAAUCGGCAAGGGAGGGCUAAAGAUCAAGGAGCUUCGUGAGAAGACCGGAGCGAGGAUCAAGAUCUAUUCGCACUGCUGUCCUCACAGUACCGACCGGCUGAUCAGCAUUUGUGGCAAACCGAAUACCUGCAUCGAGUGUAUUCGCGAGCUAAUCGCCACCAUUAAAACCUCUCCGCUGAAAGGCGUGAACAAUCCUUACGAUCCGCACAACUUCGACGACUACUAUGCGGACGACUACGGUGGUUAUGGAACGGGUGAUGGUGGUCAAGGGAAAGGAGGCGGCUUCGGCGGUCCUGGAGGCCGCGGCGGCGGCGGUGGCGGCGGCGGUGGCGGUGGCGGUGGGAUGCCACCGCGUCGCGACAGCCGUGCUGGUGGGCCAGGCGACAUGAAUCGCGGCUUUCCGCCACCACCAAGAGGUGGACCACGCGGUGGAGGCAGCGGAGGCGGUGGAAUGUCCGGCGGGCCACCGGAUCGUGGCUACGGAGGUAAUUCUCGCGGAGGAGGCGGUGGAGGUGGCGGAUACGAAGGUGGGCGAGGUGGCUACGGAGGCAAUAGGGGUGGCCCGCCACCAUACGCUAGUGGAAAUUACAAUGGUGAUGGAUGGGGUAUGCAAGGAGGCGCGCCAAACGGUUUGGGUGGCGGCGCUAACUCGGGAAUGAGCGGCCCACCCAUGGGUGGCAACAAUCAAGGAAAUCAGGGCAACAUGGGUGGAAACAAGACCACCACUCAAGUCACCAUUCCUAAGGACCUCGCUGGGGCCAUUAUCGGCAAGGGAGGCGCCAGAAUUCGAAAAGUCAGAUCGGAUAGCGGCGCUGGAAUUACUAUAGACGAACCGUUAUCUGGCAGUAACGAUCGCAUUAUCACUAUAACCGGAUUACCCAGUCAGAUACAAAUGGCUCAGUACCUGCUUCAGCAGAGCGUGCACGAGAAUGCAGACCAUUAUUAGAACAUGGUGUAAAAGGAAGCAUUCGGGGGGAGCCAAAGAUGAGUUUAUAAUUUUUUUAGGGAUACUUCUUCGCGUGAAAAGUGAAGAUUAUAAUUACAGAACGAGAACUCUUGAAGCCUUUUUUCAUCGAAAGAAAAAGAAAAAAAAAGAAACAAAAUAA
Bombus huntii is the source of this 2213-nucleotide messenger RNA. RefSeq names its product heterogeneous nuclear ribonucleoprotein K (gene HnRNP-K). The coding region runs from base 701 to 2053 and encodes 450 amino acids. Gene Ontology annotation, cellular component: cytoplasm; nucleus. The record is from RefSeq and is a predicted model, not a curated record. The transcript has 15 exons. NCBI's taxonomy places the organism in Eukaryota, Metazoa, Arthropoda, Insecta, Hymenoptera, Apidae. Gene Ontology annotation, biological process: regulation of transcription by RNA polymerase II; regulation of mRNA splicing, via spliceosome. Gene Ontology annotation, molecular function: mRNA binding.